ACGUUUACAGUAUUAUCUAUUUAUUUUAUUCGUUAAUAUAUUAUUAUUUUAUUUUAACUUUUUAAUAUAUUUUCAUUUUGUUAACACACAAACACACAUACGCUUAAUCACUAUACGCUUUAAGUAAUAGAAUAUAGAGAAAGUGUUCCAGGGAGUAAAAUGUUGUUUCGUUUUUAAGGCGACUGGACCAGAAAGACGGCUCUAAAAGGAAUUGACACUCAGGGAAAACCUGAAGGUGGCAGUAAUGCAACAUCAUGGAUGCCAACUGCCGUAAAACCUCAUCGACGAAGAAGUGGGCGAACGACAACAGGACAUUAACAUGGCUGCUGACAGUGAUGCCGAGUCAGAGGUGUUUGAGAUCACCGAUUUCACCACCGCAUCAGAGUGGGAACGGUUUGUGUCCAAAGUCGAGGAAGUGCUAAAUGACUGGAAGCUGAUUGGGAACUCCACAGAAAAGUUGUCCCCACAGAAGGGUGAAUAUACCAAUGGCACAUGGGGGGAGAGGUCUCAGGAUAUCCAUUUUGCUGACUUUAAGUUCUACAUAACUCACUACUUUCUGAAACAAGAAUGUGAGAAGGACGAUGGGAAGGACAAACCGGAGGAAGAUCCCUUCCCCUUGGCAAUGCAGGAUCUUCUCUGUGCAAACAAUGACUUCCCUCCUCGAGCCCACUGCCUGGUUAGAUGGUAUGGCAUACGAGAGUUUGUGGUCAUCACUCCUGGAACCAACUGCGAGGCUAUCAUCAGUGAAUCCAAAUGCAAUCUGCUUCUCAGCUCCAUCUCCAUUUCUCUGGCCAACAGUGGCUGCCAGGUGCCCAUGUUUGUGCAGAUCCAGCAGAAGUGGAGGCGGAUGUAUGCCGGAGAGUGUCAUGGACCAGGUGUACGCACUGACUUUGAGAUGGUCCACCUCCGCAAGGUGCCAAGCCAAUACAACCACCUGUCUGGCCUGCUUGACAUCUUUAAGUCUAAGAUAGGUUGCACCCUGACCCCUCUACCUCCAGUCAACAUUGCCAUCCGUUUUACGUACAUUCUCCAGGACUGGCAGCAGUAUUCAUGGCCACAGCAGCCUCCAGAUUUUGACACACUUCUUGGAGGAGAGGUUGGAGGGGUUGAAUUUGGGAAGCUUCCAUUUGGAGCCUGUGAGGAGCCAAUCAGUGAGCUUCAUCUUGCAACCACUUGGCCUCAUCUGACGGAAGGCAUAGUUGUGGAUAAUGAUGUCUACAGUGACCUUGACCCUCUCCAAGCUCCUAACUGGUCAGUCCGACUCAGGACAGCUGAAAACCCUCAGUGUUUACUAGGUGACCUUUUGACAGAGUUCUUUAAACUCUGCUGUAGGAAGGAGUCUACAGAUGAGAUUCUGGGAAGAGGAUUGGCUGAAGAGGAGGGUAAAGAAAAUAGUGACAUCAGCGCCGCUUUAUCCAAGCUGACAGAGCCAGCAGGAGCAGUGCCAAUCUCCAAACUUUCUGUCUCCAAUAUGGUCCACAGCGCCCGAAAGCACAUCCGACGCCACAGACGCAUUAAUGAGUCACCACUCAACACUGAUAUACUCAAUUCUGUCCUUCUGUAUCUCUUCCCAGAUGCUGCUGUGGAGAAGUCAUCAGAGAAUAGCAAGAAUAAAACUUCACAGUCAAAUGCCAGUGGGAAGGCCGAGCAAGAUAAAAACUCUGACUAUAACCUUUUUCUCCAGCUGAAGUCAGCACCCAGUGACUCUCUGACCUACAAGCUGGCACUCUGUGUGUGUCUGGUCAACUACAACCAUGGCGGGCUACGUGCUGUUGCCCACCUCUGGCAGGAGUUUGUCCUAGAGUUGCGCUACCGCUGGGAAAACAACUACCUCAUCUACGGAUUGUCUGGUGGACCUCCUGAUCUUCGCUGUUGUCUAUUGCAUCAGAAGCUCCAGAUGCUGAACUGCUGCAUUGAGAGGAAGCGGGCCAGAGACAAGGUGCUGGAGGGAAGCAAAGAGAGAGAGCACAGGCUGUCCGGUGACUGCCAGAAUGGUCCCAACAUACCAGAGUCUACAAAGACAACAAUGACUGCAUCCACUUCAAAAAGGGAUGUGUCUCCGGGGAAAUCCUGGGACUCAUGGAGCGACAGUGAGGAUGAGUUCUUUGAGUGCCUGAGUGACCAGGGGGAGAUAGAGGCUCCACAUACUGAGGGAAAAGAAAAAGAUGGCAGUAAAAGUAAAGCAGAGGGAAGGCUGCAUCCCUAUAACAACAUGACUCUACUCAACUCUACAGAGCUUCUCUACGUUCCUGUCACACAGGAACCUGCUCCCAUGACAGAGGAUAUGUUAGAUGAGCAGUCAGAAGUACUGGCCAAACUGGGCACAUCAGCUGAAGGUACCCACCUCCGUGCUCGGAUGCAGAGUGCCUGUCUGCUCUCUGACAUGGAGUCCUUUAAGGCAGCCAACCCAGGCUGUGUUCUGGCGGACUUUGUGCGCUGGUACUCACCUAGAGAUUACGUGGAGGAGGAGGUGGUCGACGAGAGGGGUAACACAGUGGUGAAAGGCGAACUUAGUGCCAGGAUGAAGAUCCCAGGCAACAUGUGGGUGGAGGCUUGGGAGACGGCCAGGGUUACACCUGCACGCCGCCAAAGAAGACUGUUUGAUGACACUAAGGAGGCUGAAAAGGUUCUGCACUAUUUGUCAAUACAGAAACCUGCAGACCUGACCUGCCAUCUCCUGCCCUGCAUACUCCAUGCUGCUAUUCUGAAGUUGAAGGAGGAAGAGUCAGAUGAAGACAUUCCGUCAGUCAAAAAGACCAUUCAGCAAGCUACAUGUCAAGCUAGCAAGCUGCUGCACCCCCCCAACCAUGACUACAAGAAGUUAGAGGAUUUUAUUCACCAGUUGAUAGCCAUGGAGACAGUCAUCACCCGAGCUCGCUCGCUAAAGGCCAAGUUUGCCAUUUGUGAGGGUGAGAAAGGAGAGGACACAGAAGAGCUAAAGAAGUUUGUGAGUUCCCUGCUGGAAGAACCAGAGGUGGUGGUGAUCGGAGCUGGCCAGGGUCCAGCUGGCAGUAUCAUCCACAAGCUGUUUGUCAACGCUCAGAGGCUGGCUGAGUUCACCAGUGACGAGGCUGCCCUUCUGGCACCACUGGAUGAAGACUUGGGUCAUGACAGGAAGACGAUUGGAGGAAGCAACAAAGUACCUGACUUUCCUUCUACAGCAGGCCGGGAAAUUCUGUUGCGUACAUGUGUGCCUCGGCCAGCACCAUACUCCAAAGCUCUGCCUCAGCGGCUCUUCUGUGUGUUAAUGAGGGAGGAGUUCAGGUUGGCAGGGGCCUUCUCCUCAGACACUUCCUUCUUCUAAGCAUUGUGGUUACUUUUAAAAUUCUCACAUAUGCUAUAAACUAUUUUUAACAAUAAAAUCCUUUGUUUUUCCUUCAGAGCUUAGUCUUAGUUUAAUUUGAGAAAUAUACAAUCUUCUGUAUUGUCCACAUGGUUCUCUUGUUUGUCUCUCCUUUGUUAGUUUUACUGUAACCUACUUAUUACUGACCACAUGCACACAUUGUUGCAGCAUCCUUGUUUGGGGGCACAGUUGCUGAUUCCUGAAGUGAGAGGGUUUUGCACUUAAAUGGUUGUUGAUAAUAAAUAAAAUGCAAUCACACAUCAAUAGAUCCUGUUCUGAAGUACAAUUACAUUUAUUGGACAAAUAGCUUUUCUUAUUGCAGCAGAAGCCGGUGUAAUCAUUCAUAUGUUGGCAACUAAAUUAAUUGUAUUGUCACAUCAGCCAGUGGUAAAUGCUUUGUAAGUACUACAUUGAUGUAUUAAUUGAUGUUAUUCAUCUGUGUAUGUACAUGUUAAAUAUUGGUCUAAAAUGUCCUAUAACCUAAAAAUAAACACUUGACCAUGUGCCGGA
Messenger RNA from Micropterus salmoides (largemouth bass), 3853 nucleotides. It is a transcript of the gene rab3gap1, whose product is annotated as RAB3 GTPase activating protein subunit 1. NCBI's taxonomy places the organism in Eukaryota, Metazoa, Chordata, Actinopteri, Centrarchiformes, Centrarchidae. Gene Ontology annotation, biological process: positive regulation of GTPase activity. The record is from RefSeq and is a predicted model, not a curated record. Gene Ontology annotation, molecular function: GTPase activator activity.